GGAUGAUAUUUAUGAGAAAGUGUCCAUUGUGUAUGCUGACCGUACAGAGCUUGAGCAGGACGCCAUCAGUGUGGAGGUCUUCACCAACGCCCUGGCCGACGCCGAGGUGGUGCAAAGACUACUGGAGAAGCAGCCGCGCACCCUGGCCAGAGCAUAUGACAUCGCACACAGCUAUGAGACCACCAGGAGGGCCGCCAGAACAGUCACCCAAUUCAUGCAGCCUGGCCAACGCAGCUUUGUAAAUCAGAGAGCCAGGGCCGCCACGGUACGUGAAAAUAACAGCAUGCCAGCUUGUGUGGAGCCAGUGGGGGUAGCUGUCUGGUCCAUCGACUCACCAGAGAGGGCUCCAAGAUUUAAUCCGCAGUGGCACCAGAAGAAAGACGCAAAUGUCAAAAUGCCUAUGGGGGAUGUUCAGUGCCACAACUGCUCCGGUCUAGGGCAUAUGAUGAGAAACUGCCCUUCUCCCCGUCGACCCAGACAGCAAGCUCGGACAGUCAAUAACAACACAGCACCCGACACAGGUAUAGUGGUCACCUGUACUGCAAGUCAGGAAGACGACAUGUGUGUUCAAAUAUUGAUAUAUGGAUUGGAAAUGUGUGCUCUGCUUGACUCUGGUGCUCGGAGGAAUGUGUUGCCCCUCCAUCUCUUCAACGCCAUUCCCACAGAGUCCAGACCCCCAAUAGAGCCAUCUGUCGCGGAGGUCCUGCAGGGCAUCGGCCCCGGUGGUCUGGCAGUGCUGGGGGAAGUCAACCUACCAGUACGAGUUGGGAGCCGAGCUACCAAUGUGAACUUCAUCAUGGCCGACACAGCAGAGAGCACCGAGGUUAUCCUGGGGCACCCUUUCCUACAUCAGACGAGUGCCCAGCUGGACUAUGGUCGCCGGGAGAUAACCCUAUGCGGAGAGAAGGUACCUCGUUUUAACCCAAGCCAUCAGUCCCGGGUGCACAUUGUCAGAGUGGCCCGCACAACAGUGUUGGAAUCGGGGUGUGAGUAUGUAGUCCCCGGCACCGCCCACCUCCGCCACGCUGCUGACGGAGACCUGAUGCUGAGCCCAACUAAAGGUUUCAUCGAAAAACACCACGUACUAGUGGCUCACCUCGUCGUACAGGCGCAGCGGUCCACCAACGUUCCCAUCAGAGUCUUCAACCCUGGAGCCUUACCUGUCACGUUGAAGAGGGGCGUUGUGGCAGGGAUCCUACAACCAGCAACGGUGUUAGGGAAGCUGGAGCCCCAGCCACCCCUCGCCCCACCGGCCUCCGAACCGAUUAACUCUGUCUCUGUUUCUUUGCCCAGCCACCUGCAGGUCCUGUAUAAUGAGAGCUGUGCUAGUCUGCCAAAGGGGGACCAUGAGAGGGUGGCCUGCCUGCUACGGUCAUACAGUGACGUCUUCUCCACGGGGCCCACUGACCUUGGCCGUACUGGCCUCGUGCAGCACGAUAUCCUCACCAUCCCUGGUCCACCUGUGAAACAGCAACCACGCAGGAUGGCUGGAGACAAACAAACUGCAGCGGACCAGCAGGUGCAGCAGAGCCUGGACACUGGUGUGGCCCAACUCAGCAACAGCAGCUGGGCUGCACCAAUUGUUAUGGUAAGGAAGAAGGACCAGACUUCGCGGCUAUGUGUCGACUACAGGCUCUUAAAUGAGAGGACCAUUAAGGAUGCAUAUCCACUGCCCCGCAUCCAGGACACCUUAGACACAUUGUCCACCGCCAGGCACUUCAGCACGCUGGACUUAACAUCAGGGUACUGGCAGGUGGAAAUGACGCCGAGAGCCCGAAAAGCCGCUGCUUUCUGCACCCGUAAGGGCCUUUUCGAAUGGAAUGUGAUGCCUUUCGGACUGUGCAAUGCGCCGGCCACAUUCCAGAGGCUCAUGGACCGUGUCCUGGCCGGGCUGCAGUGGGAGACCUGUUUGGUGUACCUCGAUGACAUCAUUGUCCUGGGGCGGGACGGCACCGACAUGUUGGAGCGGCUGAGCCAGGUGUUCAACAGACUACGCGCAGCCAACCUGAAACUUAAACCAUCAAAGUGUUUCCUGUUCCGGGAGCGAGUGGCUUACCUGGGGCACAUCGUCUCCAGCAAAGGUAUCGCUACUGACCCCCAAAAGAUUCAAAAGGUGACUGAGUGGCCCGCACCCCGAAACGUCUCUGAAGUGCGUCAGUUUGUCGGCCUGGCCUCGUACUACCGACGCUUCGUCAAAGAUUUCGCCACAGUUGCCAAGCCCCUCCACGAACUCACCAAAAAGUAUGCACGCUUUAACUGGAUGGAUGAAUGCCAGGAGGCGUUCGAGCAGCUGAAAAGCCGGUUGACGUCAGCGCCGGUGCUGGGCUAUCCCCUCGACAGUGGCCAACUGCUCCUCGACACAGACGCCAGUGACUGGGGAAUCGGAGCAGUCCUCUCCCAAGUACAAGAAGGUGAGGAGAGAGUGCUAGCCUAUGGGAGCAGGAGAAUGUCGCCCACUGAGCAAAACUACUGCACCACCAGACGAGAACUUCUGGCAGCUGUCGAGUUCACCUCUCAUUUCCGACAGUACCUACUAGGGAGAUCAUUCAUCAUACGGACUGAUCACAGCAGCCUGCGCUGGUUGACUCGGAUGAAGGAGCCUGAGGGUCAGCUUGCUCGCUGGCUUGAGAAACUAGCAGAGUACGAGUUCCUGGUGAUCCAUCGUCCAGGGAGACACCACCAAAAUGCGGACGCGCUCUCCAGAAGACCCUGCCGGACGUCAUGCCCAUGCACAGUGCCGGAGCCUAGCCUCAGUAACCAGUUCCAGCACAAGGGGAUUCAGUGCAACAUGGCCGAAGAGGAUGAGGAGGAUGCAGUGGAAACUCCUGCGGAGCAACCUCUGGUGGGGGUAGUGGUGCCUGAAGAGGAUGCCGUGGAAACUCCUGCAGAGCAACCUCCAGUGGGGGUAGUGGUGCCUGAAGAUAGCUAUGGAGGCAGCCCUGCAGUUGAGUCUAAGCAUCUUCCAGUGGGGGUAGCGGACGUUUUCAGUAAUGAUCAAGCUGGCUCUCUGUUCCGACCAGGUGUCUACAGGGUGAGUGAGCCAGCCCAAACCAACCUGUUCAGUGGUUGGACCCAAGAGCAGUUAAUCAGUGCCCAAGAAGCUGACCCAGACAUAGCACCAGUGAGGAGGUGGAUGGACGAGGGGAGGAGCAGGCCACCCUGGGCGGACAUAGCACCCUACGGCCCUGCCACCAAAGCCUACUGGUCGCAGUGGAAAAGGCUCUACCAGAAAGAUGGCGUUUUGCUGAGGAAAUUCUACUGCACAAAUGGAAAGGUGUUCUAUCCACAGAUCCUGUUGCCUCAAGAGUACCGCACCUCAGUCACGGAGCAAUUGCACGAUGGCCCAGUCGGUGGCCACUUUGGAGGAGAAAGGACCCUCGCACGUCUCAAGGCCCGGUACUACUGGUACAAUAUGAGGGAUGACGUCACUCUGUGGUGCCGCACCUGCACCAGCUGUGCUGCAAAAGCCCGCCCGAAGAAAACACCUCAAGCCGCCAUGGGCACAGUGCGAGUUGGAGCCCCCUUCGAACGCAUCGCAGUCGAUUUAAUGGGACCAUUAAAUGAAACUGAAAGGCGCAACCGCUACAUAAUAGUAGUACAAGACUACUUCAGCAAAUGGGUGGAAGCCUACCCGGUUCCCAAUGAACAAGCAACGACGGUGGCCGAGAAGAUUGUUUCCGAGUGGGUGUGCCGGUACGGAGCUCCACAGUGCCUACACAGCGACCAAGGUACCAAUUUCGAGUCGGCUGUGUUCCAGAGAAUGUGUGAACUGCUGGGAAUCGACAAGACACGGACCACGCUGUUUCGGCCGCAGUCAGACGGCCAAGUAGAACGUUUCAAUGCCACCCUGCAGAAAAUCAUAGCCACCACUGCGGAACGAUGUCACUGGGACUGGGACAUCAUGACCCCAUAUGCAGUCAUGGCCUACCGUGCAUCCAAACACAGCUCCACGGGCCUGACGCCUAACAUGAUGCUGUUCGGGCGGGAAAUUACAGAGCCAGUGGAUCUUGUUGCUGGGUUGCCACCUGACCCAGACAACACUACUACCCCUCCAUCCUAUGUCGUACAGCUCCGGGAAAGGCUCGAGCUAUCUCACCAGUUGGCCCGGGAGGCGCUGGGAAAAUCUGUUGAGCGUGCCAAACGACAGUACGACAAAAAUGUUUGCAGAGUCCAACACAAAGUCGGUGAUGCAGUAUGGUUCCUAGUCAAAGGCACCAAGAGAGUAAAGGAUAAAGUGCGGAAGUUCCUGCCUUCCUACGAGGGUCCGUACUUCAUUGUGGGCGUACUGGACGAUUUGGUCUACCGGAUUAAAAAGGGUCAGAGGAUGAAGAUGAAAGUCGUUCAUCACGACAAACUCAAAGCUUACCAUUCCAGGACAGCACUAGACAACAGCUGGACAUUUCGGGAGGCUGGAACGUGGACCCCAGUGGAGGCGCCACCCCCGUCGUCAGACCCCAGCUCUUCAGAAAUCGACAGCAGUCCCCUUGACCUUUGGGGCACGUCACCAGAGACGGAGGACCCUGUUGUGGAGGCCCUUCCAGGCCUCUUCUCUCCACCACCAUCACCGAGCAGCAGCCAGCUUCCUUGCCACCCCGCUGAGCCUUCGCUGGAGGAGGCUGGGACCUCGCAUACGGCCAGGGGAGAAGCUGCUCGUCCUCUUUUGAGCUCCACCCCUCGGCGUCGACCCCGGAGGGUCCGCAGAGCUCCUGACAUGUUUGGUGACUGGAUUGAUCACUGA
Gadus chalcogrammus (walleye pollock) is the source of this 4738-nucleotide messenger RNA. Its product is annotated as retrovirus-related Pol polyprotein from transposon 412. The transcript has a single exon. The record is from RefSeq and is a predicted model, not a curated record. Lineage: Eukaryota; Metazoa; Chordata; Actinopteri; Gadiformes; Gadidae. Gene Ontology annotation, molecular function: aspartic-type endopeptidase activity; zinc ion binding; nucleic acid binding. Gene Ontology annotation, biological process: DNA integration; proteolysis. Bases 215 to 4738 code for a protein of 1507 amino acids.